Molecule: messenger RNA, 498 nt
Organism: Fusarium pseudograminearum CS3096
Lineage: Eukaryota; Fungi; Ascomycota; Sordariomycetes; Hypocreales; Nectriaceae
Exons: 3
Coding region: 1-498 (165 amino acids)
Source: RefSeq, a predicted model, not a curated record
AUGCUUCCCUUACAGGGCAUCGCAGUCCUGCUCCUCUGCACCGCCUCCCAUGCCAUCCCACGACAUGAGAGGGACACGACGGAUGAGGUCCUGAAAGUCGCAAUUGAACCAAGACCCUUUGAGCACAUCGUCAAUGACAUUGGAGCACCACCCACAGACUACAGAACAAUGCCUCCUGGCACUUACACCGAGAGCAUCUCGACAGGACUGGUUAGGAUCAUCGUGGUCAACGACCCCACGCCAACGACGAAUAAGAGCUGUCCGGCAGAGUGCGACUGCUCGGGAAUAAAGGACAAGAAAAGUCCCGAUGCCUGGCCAACUCUCGCUGUAGGCCGUGUAGAGAGCCUGCAAUCACUGCUUCUUCAGCGAAAUCGACUGCUACGUGUCCUGCUUAUUGCGAUUGUAACAAGAUCAAGGAUAAACAGAGUCCAGAGUACUUUCAAUGCUUGGCCAACAUCAACUGUCAACGAUGUCGCGUGGGAGGAGCGCCUAGUUUAA